GUCUGACCUAGAGAUUGUAUGGCGACCGAAGGAUAAAAUCUGUCGAAAAUAUUCUUGAAAGCAGCGAAAGGUUAAGGAAACGUCGUUGCACCAUGGUGUGCAAAGAGGAUGUCUUUGCAUGGUUUACCAAACUAAAGGCACCAAAAAGGAUAGAGGUUUUGGCAAGUCUUCUUCAUAUGUGUCUCCCCUUAGAGUUGAGGUUUGUUGGAUCGUGUGUUGAAAAUCUUGCGAAAAGAAAUUUUGUGUUUCUACGUGAAGCAGAAAACCAAGCAAAUAGUGUGUCAGAAAUUGACAAGUUGAGAGAUCUGACAGACGAAACUGUACGCAGUAGGAUUAAUGUUUAUCUGGCUCUCCUGUAUUCCACAAAUAUUCAAUGUUCCAAUGUACUCUUUGACAUUUUGUCGACGUGCGUGGAAUCGGCGAUUCCGAAACUUUCAAUGGACGAAGAGAUCGCCAACGAACUCUUAUUAAUGUUGACAGUAGCUGUAAAUCAUCCCGUGUUUACAUUUGAACAGAGAGAGGUGCUAAGUAAACACUUGGGAGAUCUAGUAAGGUUACUAGGAGAAUAUAUCCAGGAGGAGGAGAACUGUAAGGAUGUGGCUUGCCAGGCAGGAGAACCUCUCCUACCAGAGGAAAACGGCUGCAGUAAAGAUGCAUGGUGCCAGGCUGGGGAGUCCUUCUUAUUGCUAGAACCAGCAUAUGUUCAAGACAUCAAAGUGCAAGGUUCCCAGAGGCGGACAGAAAAGGAACAUGAAUUUUGCAUGCAGGUCACCUGGUCAAAUGGUGAGGUCACUGCCGUUAACAAAACUUACCAGGAGCUAUAUGAGUUCCACACAAAGUUGCUGAAAGCCUUUCCAGACGAUGCUGGAGCCCACAGACAUGAGAGGAAAAUCCCUUAUUUGCCAGGUAUUCGACACCUUCAACGCAAUCACAGGGAAGAGCAGUUGAAGACAAUAUUACCAAACAUACAGGAAUAUGCAGAACAACUGGUCAAAGUCCCUGAGUAUAUUCUUCACAGUGAUUACCUACAGGUCUUCUUUAAGCCUGAGCCCCAGAACCCAGCCUCUCAUGUACUGGUGGAGAAUGCAUUUAACAGAAAUCGUACAGAAAGAACAGGUGCAGAUCGCUCACGGCAUUCAUCAACGGGAAGCACAAAUUCACGGCAGGGGUUUGGUAAUGAUGCAGAAUAUAAAGAGGAAGUCCAUCCCACUUCGGAGUAUGUGCGCUCAGCUACCAUUUAUAACUCCAAACAUGUAGAUGUUGGAGGAAGAAGGAUAGUUGAGCAUCACAUGGGAGGCAUAGCUGGCAUGGCCAAGGAGCGUUCAGUAACACCAUCCUUAACAACCACCACACCCACCUCGUAUCAGAGGGGUGCAUACACAUCAGGAUCUGUGUCACCCUUCUCUCUUAGCUCGGCGCCACUGCCUUCACCACUGUCAUUGCCAUUGCCAUUCAUGUCUCCCCCCUCUAUGCCAGAGCCAGAUAUCAUUGUGAACCAGCAGCAGCACUAUAAUAAGCAGCAGCAGCAAAGGAUGCUGUCUACGCUUCACCCGGAAGAUGCCACAUGCGAGGAUGAGUCAUCAUUGGUGACGUGGCUCAAAUCAGUGAGGUUGCACAAGUACAAAGAUCAGUUGAGCAAGUAUUCAUUAAGUGAUCUCCCAGAAGUCACUGAUGAGCAACUAGAGGAGAUGGGUCUCGCUAAAGGUGCCAUCAGCAAACUCAGGAAAGAGUUACAGAAGAUUAUGCCAAUAGGCCAAGGCCCUAAUGGCAUGAUCAUGAUAGAUACAGGAGGCUCAUGGCGGUCAAACUCGCCCUCGUCUCCUUCCUCUCCUGUGUCUCCUUCCUCGUACCACACACCGCCAUGUCACAGUCCCCACAUGGUGGCGCCACCAUCUGGCAAGUCUGGCAAUAUGGCGCAGGUGCUCCCUGUUGGCAGCUGUUUAAAAAACUUUCCCAAUAACAGCAGUGUGGAUAGUUCUCCUUCCUGCUCCGAGUACUCUAGUCCUCCUCCUAGCCCGUCUAUAGAAGGAGAGGACAGGGAAAGAGGCAAGGGAAAGGAGAGAGCAGCUCAGAAAAGGCCAGGGUUUGUGCCAAUUUCCAAGAGUGGGUUAACAGAGUCACAGAUUCCAGAAAAUGGUCUGAUGGAGUCUCACACACCUGGAAAUGGAAUGACUGAGUCUCAGAUACCACUUGGUUCCAGUGCCAUUCAACCACAUCUACAAGAAACUGGUUUAAUAGACCAACCAGGCCCAGGCACUGGAUUGAUAUCUGACAUACCUGGGCAUCCUGUGAUGGAGUCUAAAAUACCAUUUGGUGGAGGGGGAGGUGUUCUUGUGGAGUCUCCUAUCCCUGCAGGUAGUGGGGGUUUGGUGGACCCACAACAGGUGCUUGUGAAUGGAGGAAUACGCCCCAUGUAUCAAAUGGAAUCUGGACCCCUCAUGCACACCCGGGUGCCUAUUAUGUGCAACAUGCGGCCAAUCAUGAAGCCGACGCCAGUGAUACCUGGUAGGAUCAUAUCACCACGGACACCCCUUUCUGCACCUGUCCCGGCACACUUGCCACCAGGAGCCCCCAGGGUGGAGUCUCCUGCCCCACCUCCUCCUGGCAUCCAUGACUACCCCACGGCAACGUCAGAUGUCAUCACCGUGGCAGCCAGCACCAUGGCAACCAUGAACACCAGAGUGACAACCAUCAGUGCCACCACAGUGAGCGUGCCCUCACUUCAGGGGGUGUUGCCGCGGACAGCGGUGUUCAACAUCGGUGACAACCACGGCAGCAGGGACUCUGGUUCUCCUGUGUUGCAUGCAACAGCAGCACACAAUUACCAGCCUCCACCGCCACUGGUGUCUGCUGACAGCACCAGUAUUGUACAGACUAGUCAACAGCAGCCAAAGAUGGCUUCCAUACCUCCCAGCAAUGGGGAAGGAGGAGUAGGAGGGGGAAGUAUUAGUAACAAUAACCCUGGGAUGGGAUUAUUACCUACUCAUUCUUAUCCACCAUCAAUUGUGAAAACUGUAGCAGCAGCAGCAGCAUCGUCGUCGUCGAAUAAGUCUCCAGUUUUAUUUCCGCCACAACAGUCCGUACGUAGCUCAGUUGCACCUUCUAACAGUUCAGGAGGAGGAUGUACACAAUGCGGCUGCCAUGGCAACUGUGGCAGUAAUAACAACAACAAUCAACAGCAGCAUCCAGCUCAGUAUAACUACUUUAUGAUCCCACCACUGAACAAUGCAGUCGUGCACAGCCACCUUCCCCAUGGGCCUGCUGCUGGGUUUAUACCACAGACACCUAAUGGUGUUGUCCCCCCUGGGAUCCACCACUUUGGCCAACAACUGCCCAAUGGAAUGGCUGCCACCCCAGAGGGGUACCAGUAUUACAUGUCCAUGCUACAAGCACAAGCCAUGCAUGGCAACAAUUCUUUCAUUAACCACAGUAGUAGUGCUCCAUCUCUCGGUGCCAUGCAGCAACACCAUCAACAUCAUCCACAACAACAACAUCAUCGUAGUAAUAAGCAAAGUAGUAAGUCUGUGAUGUGUUAUAAUUGUGGACAUCAGGGACACAAGGCCCCAGAGUGUAAGGAGGUCACCAUGGAUUCUAUCACAAGAUCAGGUCUUCAGCUGAACUAUAAGCCAUCAGAAUGACAAGGGGCAGAGUAAAAGUAGACAAUUUCAAGCAACAGAGGCUCACUUUUCUUCUUCACAUCUGCACGUUGUAUUUCUAUAUUUUCAAUAUAACACAGUUAUAUGUGGAAUGGUAUCACCAGGAUUUAUCCCCUAUUUUAGGAUAUUAUUGUACCAGUUAUGACAUUUAGCUGGAGUCACCAGGAUUUCCCCUUUUUUAGGAUAAAAUUGUGCUAGUUGUGACAUUAAGCUGGAGUUGGAGUGGUGUCACCAGCAUUUAUCCCUUAUUCUGGUCUAAUAAUGUGUUCAUGCUUACAUCUAGCUGGAGCUGGAGUCAGGGUUUUUAUUAUACAAGGAUAAUAAUGUGUUAGUUGUGAUAUUUAGCUGGAAUGGAGUGGUGUAGCCAGGAUAUGUCCUCUGCUGUAGGAUAAUAUUGUGUUAGCUGUGACAUUUAGCCUUAGCUCAACAGAAGAUCCCAUUGUGUUCUGUGUAACAUUAAAUAUUAUGGAAGUCACAGGGGGACAGUGAGGCAUAUCAAAUAAUUGUUGAUUUAUGAGUGUUCUGGUUUGUGGACAUGGAGACAUUUUGCAAGAUUCAUUUUUCAGAUCACAAGAACAUGCUCUUUGAUAUUGAGAUUUAGUUGAAUCAGCGUCAUGAAGCAAACAGUUCUGAAGACAACAGCUUUGAUCAAAAUUGAUCACUUUAUGGUUUAUACCUGAACACAACAGGGUAUCCACCAAACUUGCAUUCUGAGGAAAGUCAUGAUCGUUUCAUUAACAAGUAUCAACUUAAUGGGUAUUAAAUAAUAGUAUAAUAACUAGAAAUGCAGUAGUAAAGUAAGGUUCGGAUGAAUUCUAGAAUAUUAGAUUGCAGUAUUUCAACACAUGCUGAAAAGUGGAGCAAAAACAUUUCCCCAGCAAUGCAUCGAUUGCACUCAAAUGUUCUGUAUAUGUGUAAGGGCCAAUAGCACACAUGUUAGGUAUUGGAUGGGUUGAAAUCUUGUGAAUAUUAUGCAUUAUUAAAGUCACAGCCUUUACUAGUAAUAAGAUCACACAAUCUGCCAUUCUUUAGUCAUAUCAAGUGUACAGUUUAAACACUAGUCAAAAAACAUAUUAUUAUUAAAUUAAAAUGUUCGAUCUAAGUUGUAUCUCGCCAUAUGAUUUCUGACACAUCUUUAGUAUAUAUAUAUAUAUAUAUAUAUAUAUAUAUAUAUAUAUAUAUAUAUAUAUAUAUAUAUAUAGCUUUCAUGUAGCAUGUACAGCUGAGACCAGUGUAGAAUCUGAAAUUUUAUAAAUACAUUUUGUACAGUAUCCCAUAGGCUUUACACAGAUUGGAACCUGGUGGCAUCGUACAUUAUCAAAUGAAUUUUGAGUGUGCUUUAGAACUCUUUGUUUCAUAUAGAAUAGUGUAGGGUGCAGCAUGAGAUAAGUUUGAAACUGAUGCAAAAUCCGUAUUAUCAUAUAGUGGCAAUAUAAGUGGAAAUGUGUUAGAAACAGAGGUAAGUCAGGACUGAUUAAAGGCUGUGUGCUGCACUGUCCAGUACAAGUCAAAUAUGUACCAACAUAUCUUGGGGGGACAUCUUUUUGUGUAAGGUGCCAUAAUGGGAGAGGGGUAGGGAUGGGGGUUGUGACCUCCUGGUUUGCCACUGUCAAGCCUGGUAAGGAUUGUGCAUGUUGAUUUUUUUAAAUGUUAAAACUCAGCUCAAGAAUAGAGUAGAACUUAGGCUAUGCUUUAUUCUUCAACAUUUUAAAAUGUAGCAGGAGCAGGUUUUAUGUGCCAAUGAACGGAAUUGACUGGUGUAUUUAUUGAGAUUAAGUUAUCUUUUGUAUUAGAUUGGAUGAUAAUCAGACAUGUAAUGGCAAAAUGUAAGUUGACGGUGAACUGUGUAGCAGACUGGGGAACUAUUAGUAUAAUUUUUUAAAAAUCUUUUCUUUUUUUGCAAGAAGUGUCUUGCAUGUUGUCACUUUAGAAACCAGAUGAUUAUUUACUUAUUAUUUAUUCUGGAUAGAGCUUUGUUAUGAUGCUAUUAAAUUGGAAAAUGUAUACAACUGCCUCAAUAAUCCCUUGCCAUUUGUGCAUGCAAGUUUGUUUAUCUUUUUUUCCGCAAAACCACUACUUAUUUUUUUGCGAUUAUAUCUGGCCUGGUAACUUAUUGUGUAAAAGCUUAGUCAGUGAUGAAUGAAAAUCCCUGUGAUAGAUAGCCAGGUAGGAAAGGCUCUGUACCGGACAACUGGAAUCUUCUAUUUGAUAAUUGCUUUCUGUGAUAGUGUUAUCCUAAACUGGGGGAUGUGUAACUACCCAGGCACUAUACACUUUGCAGUAGAAUUUUUAAUUCUAAGUUGCCUUGAAAAACAGUACCUCAUUAGUUUCUUAAGAAGCAACUAGCUUCAGAAACAUACACAGCUGCUUGUUUAUGCCCACCUGAAGUUUGCCACUUAAGUUUGCUGAUUCCAGCAGGUCAUUUUUGUGCUGUCACACCAAAGGCAUAAAACGUGUCCCCUCCAGUUCAUUGGCGGAACUACCGCAUUGUGUAGGUUGUAUUGUAUUGUAUGCUGUCUCACCUACUGCAACUACACAGACCACAAAUUCCUAAAAUAUGCAGACUUGUUUGAUAAAUGAAAUAGAAUAUAUGUAAGCUGAAGAUUUUUUCCCUAAAAAUGAGAUUAUAUUGUAUUGCAUUUGGUUGUUGUGAGGUCGGGGUUAAGAUGGUGCUUUGUGACAAGAAUUGCCAUCUUUCGCAUCUGUGAUUUGCUGCCAAUGAGUGCCCUUUGUUGCAUCCUAGAUGUUUAUCACUGCAUAUUCAGAAUAUCAAAAUUUUGUGCAGGAUUUUUUUUUUUUUUUUUUUUUUUGUAAAGUUAUGAGUUUCUGUCUUGGAUAUUCUUUUUAAUGCAUUUAAUAUGAUGCAGAAUACUAUAAUUUUAAUAAAAACAGCUCUACGGUAAUUACAGUAAGUUACAACUAAAUAUUUAUCUAUAUUUCAUAGUAUAAAGUUUGAUUUUGUUUGAUAUUCCUUUAAAUAACAUUUGAGGUUUCGAAUAGCAAUUCGUAAUAGAACACACUUAUUUAGGAACUGAUGAAAAAAAUCUAGAAAAGCACAAAAUAUUUAAAGAGAUGUCUUGUUCUUAAUUUGUGACAGAUUACCAUAGUCUGAAUUAGGUGCUUAUGGGGACCCUUUUAAGGACUGCCCUGUUGUGAAUCGGUCAAAUACUUGUGCAAAUGCCUUAAGUGUUUGUUUUGUUUAUUUAUUCAUUCAUUUAGUAGAUAUAUUUAUGAUUACGAUGAAUGGAAUUUGCUUUUAUAGUAUUAUUUUAUUUUUGGACAAAUUUCAGUUAAGUGUGUUGAUGCUUACGGGUUUUUUCACAAGAAAAUGAACAGAUUUGAAUUUUUUUUAAUCCAUGACUGUUCAACAGAAGUCUGAAAAACUGGCUGCAUCCACUGUUAUGGGUUUUUUUAAAUCAGUCAUUUCAAAUUUUUACUGCUGUUUUAGAUAUUUACUAUGUGCAGCAGAAAGUAAAGCUUUAAUAUGCCAUAGAGCAUGGUCUGCAAUUUGAAUCCUGUAGUGUAUCAGUUACUGAAGUGGUUUUCAAAUGAAGUAAAUGAUCUCAGUAAAAGUGGGAGAUGAUCUCAGCAUGCUUGAUUAGAAACCACAUUUAUUCUUGUAGAACUAGCAGUCCAGGGUUAGAAGAUUACAUGUAAAAUGAUUUCCUCAUCAUAUCUGUUUUGAUCGCUAUGGUGCACAUAAAUAUGUUGAGGUAGACCCAUUUGCUAUGUAAAAUCAAAGGUUAUUUUAGACUUUGGCAGAGAAGAGAAAAGUAUUUUCAAAACUUAUCAUCAAAGAUGAAAAUGUUUUAUUUGUUAUGUUCUAACUUCUUACUUGGGUCUGUUCUGCAGGUGACAUUGAGAAGUUUUUAAGUUAUUUGUAGUAAAAAUAUAGUUUGCUGUAUAAGUCAAUCAGAUGCUUUGAAUUAUUAUGUACAUUAUUUUUGUUAUUUAUUGGUUUCUACAAGAAAUAUGAAGAGGUCGUAUUGAAGAUCUGUAACGAAAAACUUAAAAUGUUUAUGUUGUCAUUUACAGAUAAUUGUCUAGGUUAUAUGUUUGUAUAUUUUUAUGACUUGCGUAUAUUAUCAAAUGUAUAUUUCUCCAUGCCAUAAAGAAAACUGAGAACUUUGUUGGCUGCUACAAAGUCUGUUUAAAAUUAAUUUAGGACACAUUUAUUUUGUAGAAGUCUGCACAAGGUAUCGAAUCCUACAAUUCUGGGCCUUAAAUCUCUUCUUUUUUUUGUCUAAAUUUGUUAUUUGCAGGGCUUUUUUAGCAUUUUACGAGACAAGCACAUUAACCCUCACAUCAAACAUGCCUCAAUGAUAUUUUGUCAUGUCUUACACAAUAACAUUUCAGUCUGUUACACUGAACACAAUUGCUCUUCUCUCAGCUUGUAGCUUUUCAGCUCGACUCCACUUUGGAAUGGGGGGGGGGAUAUAGGGUCAGCACUUCAUUUUAUUUCCACAUUUGCAUAAAAUUAUGUGUAACUAUAUAGGGCAAGUGAAAUGUGAGUUAGGCCAGGUUGCACUGUAGAUCCCACAUAUGACGUGUAUCCUAGUAAUACUAGAUGGGUGUACAAUUUUUAUCCUGCAAGUAUUGAAAUAAGGAAUUUUUCUUAAUGUGCAGAAAGUUCAUUUGUUGCCAUGUAUGCUAAGUGAUGGUGCAUACUUACAUGUAGGGUUGACACAAUACCCAAAGAUGUUGACAUCAAAACUGAAGUUUCAAAAUUAAAUAGCUUAAAGAAGGAAGGUUGGAUAGGAGGGACAUCAGUUUUAUUUUCCUGACCAUCUCCGUAUGAGUGAAACAUUUGGUACAUUUUAUGGCAUCUGCCUGGUGCAUAUUAACUUUGAAUGGAAAGUGAUCUUUUUAGCCCACUCUGCAUUGUGUGGUAUGAACUCAUUUAUUUUAACCCAGCAGCAAAUAACAGGGUAUUUAUAUUAUUUUUAAACAAAAACAUUUGUACAUAAUGUUCAAGUUGUAUGAUAAAGAGUAUAUGUAUGUAUACAUACUGUGUCAAAUAUUGUGCUACUUUUUUAAAAUAAAGGGUAGUUUUAAACAUUGAAAGGAUUGAAAAAUGUUGAACACUAUGUGUAUCGCAUGUGGAAAAUGUUUUAUUUCACAAAGGAUAGUUAAGAUUUUUGCAAACGAAGAGUCUGAAUGUUAUCAUCAUAUUAAGACUUAUCAAGACUUGCUAUAUCAACUUCUUGUAGCCUUGUACAUAUCAAUUCUCUUCCAUAGCAACAUACGAAGUGUUUAUUUUGUUUUUUGUUGAGUUGAUAAUAAACUUAUGCUAUAUACAUAUGUACAGGUCAAGUCAAAGGGAUUUUGCAUAGGAAUUUCAACUUUCAUAUAACCUUGUAACUAAGUGUAAAACAGAGUAUAUUUCUAUGGAGUCAAGCAGCCAUCGUACACAAAAAGUAUUUUAUGCAACCUAUAGUUCAUGUAUGAGUAUGUAAAACAAAAUGAAAUAAAAAUAAUAAAAAUGUCAAAGUUUAAUGCAUUUGUCUGUUUUAUUUUUAUUUGUAAACCCUUACAAAACAUGACAGAUUCCCCUACACUUUGUAUGCUCCUAUACAAACAGAACUGACUUGUGAGACCAUUUGUAUGUUAAUAAUAAAUAAAUGCAAGAUAAGCACAUUGCUUACUUCUCUGACAGCCAAUAUUUAGAAAAUUUAUAGUGGCAAGCAUAUAAAUUACACAUGAACAUGGAAUCCUUUGAUUCAAAUAUCAAUUGUGAAAGUUGGAUGUUAAGUGACAUAACCUGGUAAAUUCAAGUUUUAACAUAGUAUGUCAUUCUUACAGUGCUCACCUUGCUAACAAGUAAACAGUUAAACAAAUGUUAAACAAAAUUUCUCCGCGUGUCAUUUAAAAUUAUAUUGCAUGAAGUUACUCGCACUUCCUUCAUAUUGUAAAAAAA
Molecule: messenger RNA, 9573 nt
Organism: Lingula anatina
Lineage: Eukaryota; Metazoa; Brachiopoda; Lingulata; Lingulida; Lingulidae
Molecular function (GO): protein binding; zinc ion binding; phosphatidylinositol binding
Source: RefSeq, a predicted model, not a curated record